Messenger RNA from Ambispora gerdemannii, 540 nucleotides. NCBI's taxonomy places the organism in Eukaryota, Fungi, Glomeromycota, Glomeromycetes, Archaeosporales, Ambisporaceae. The record is from the annotation of a GenBank genome assembly.
GAAUCAAUUCAUAGUAAUGAAUACAUAGCCAUUGAAGAUAUGAUUAUUAGUAGAAAUAAGUAUGAACGUCCUUUUCAGGGUUGUGAGCAGUUUUAUGUUAGAAGUAAACUUUCAGAUAAUUUUGUAAUCGGUAUUGAAUUUGACGUGGAUACACAAGGAGAAUACAUGCCAAAAAAAUUUGCAAAAAGGUUGUCAACUAUAAAAGCUUGGAAUAAUAUUCUAAACGAUUCAAUUAUUUCCGAUGUGAAAUUUACGUUUUAUGAUAUCAGCAAAAUUUUGGCCACUCGAUCAGAAUAUUUUGAAGAUUUUUCAAAAAGUUUUGGGCUGAAUCAAAAAAAAAAACAAUCCACAGAUAUCAAUGAACCUAUUUCUUCUUUGAAUGAUGCUAUGGACCUUGACAACCAAUUCUCCAUUCAUAAAAAAGCUGAAUAUAAAGCUGCGCUCGAUCUGCACGCAAUAGCGGAUAAAUAUUUGGUUGAUGAACAUGAAGCAUGGGCCAAAAAACUAAUUAGAGUCAUUAUCGAUCAAAAAUUCAGCUGA